GCGAGCAGCAGCGUGCGCGUGCGCAGUGACGCUGGCAGCGUCAGCGCUGCUGAUCCGAGAUUCCGCAGCGCGGGAGGCGCUGAGGCUGCCGGGAAGAGCAGGCGAUCCGGGAGCGUGGACGCACACGAGGCAGCUCGCGGCGCCUGGCCGCACAGGCCCGCUGAAGAUGUCGUACAUGCUCCCGCAUCUGCACAAUGGCUGGCAGGUAGACCAGGCCAUUCUCUCGGAGGAGGACCGCGUGGUCGUCAUUCGUUUCGGGCAUGACUGGGACCCCACCUGCAUGAAGAUGGACGAGGUUCUGUACAGCAUCGCCGAAAAGGUUAAAAAUUUUGCAGUUAUUUAUCUUGUGGAUAUUACAGAAGUACCUGACUUCAACAAAAUGUAUGAGUUAUAUGACCCAUGCACUGUCAUGUUUUUCUUCAGAAACAAGCACAUCAUGAUUGACUUGGGCACUGGCAACAAUAACAAGAUCAACUGGGCCAUGGAAGACAAGCAAGAGAUGGUUGACAUCAUAGAGACCGUGUACCGUGGUGCCCGCAAAGGCCGGGGUCUGGUGGUGUCUCCCAAGGACUACUCAACAAAAUACAGAUACUGAGCACUGCCCUCAUCCUCAGGCCAAGGAUGCUGGGAACCUCUUCCACAUGGAAAUACUCAGUUCUUCAUGGCCAUUGGGAUGGGUGUGCAGUAGAAUGUGAGACUCCAGGCCUAGAGGAUCUUUGAGAUAAGGGUUAUAGGGCCUUAACUUGCUGUAGCAAAUAAACAUAUUCUGAAGGAACAGUA
This is a messenger RNA of Nannospalax galili (Upper Galilee mountains blind mole rat), 780 nucleotides long. It is a transcript of the gene Txnl4a, whose product is annotated as thioredoxin like 4A. The record is from RefSeq and is a predicted model, not a curated record. Gene Ontology annotation, biological process: mRNA splicing, via spliceosome. The transcript has 4 exons. Lineage: Eukaryota; Metazoa; Chordata; Mammalia; Rodentia; Spalacidae. The coding region runs from base 167 to 595 and encodes 142 amino acids. Gene Ontology annotation, cellular component: U4/U6 x U5 tri-snRNP complex; spliceosomal complex; U5 snRNP.